Cinclus cinclus is the source of this 878-nucleotide messenger RNA. RefSeq names its product transmembrane protein 186 (gene TMEM186). NCBI's taxonomy places the organism in Eukaryota, Metazoa, Chordata, Aves, Passeriformes, Cinclidae. The record is from RefSeq and is a predicted model, not a curated record. The transcript has 2 exons. Gene Ontology annotation, cellular component: mitochondrion. Bases 27 to 773 code for a protein of 248 amino acids.
CGCAGCCGCGCUGAGGCGGCGGGGUCAUGGCGGCGGCUUGGCUCUGCACAGUUAGGACUAAAGUCUGCACGGCACCAGCUUUUGGGAGAUGUCUAGAGAAGGCGCUCUGGACAAGGUCAUGGAGAAGGGAAGAUGCUGGCCUGCCCCGGAUUUUUAGUUCGUGGGAGUGUUUGCAGUCACAAACCCAGCGAGUUCAUGGUGUCAGCAAUUAUCUCAGGAGACCGCGACAGCUGUCUGUGUGUCUGUCCCACUCGGACCCUGCUGCUGUGGUCCAACAGAAGGCUGUGAAUGGGAGCCCAGAAGAGUUCAAACUGGUCUACAGGUUCCCAGGGAUAAAGUACUGCAGGGUCCUGUCAAGACUGAAGCUGUUGCAGACUGCCACCUCCAUGAUCAUGCUGCCUCCCAUCUUCUACCUCUACCUGCAGGACCAGGUGUCUCAGAAUAUCCUCUUCUACACAACUGGCAUCGCUGUCUUUGCUGGGGCAAUGUUGUAUGGUAUGAGCUACUUUCUCAGAAGAAUUAUUGGAUUAAUCUACUUAAGUGAAACAGGACAAACUGUCAGAGUGGCCCACUUGACGUUUUGGGGAAGACGUAAUGAUAUUUACUGUCCCAUAGAGACAGUGGUGACUUUGGAUGAAGUUGGAGAUAGCAAGGACGAGCUACUUCACCAGUUCAAACGGUAUAACAGUACAGAUACUUUGUAUUUUACAAUUAAGUAUGGCCAGAUUGUAGACAGACAGAAAUUCACUCAAAUAUUUGGAGAACUUGUGUGACACAGCAGAUCAUGAUUUUCCAUGUUGCAUGUUCAGUGUGCUUGUUGUUCCAUGAGGUUUAAGUAAUGUAUCAAACUACACAUCUCUGUCCUUUUCCUGUGUAAA